Messenger RNA from Camellia sinensis, 1491 nucleotides. NCBI's taxonomy places the organism in Eukaryota, Viridiplantae, Streptophyta, Magnoliopsida, Ericales, Theaceae. The record is from RefSeq and is a predicted model, not a curated record.
AUGUUGGUGUUUCCUGAGAGGCAGGGCAAGUGGAAAGCUACGACGCAGUCUAGGGAAUUUCUCAAGUCUAUCAAGCGAUACUACAGUAAUGCUUAUACUGAUGGUGAAAAGCAAGAUGUGAUUAAUUUAUUUUUAGGUUACUUCCAACCACAGGAAGGGAAACCUGCACUUUGGGUGCUGGAUUCUGAUUAUUAUCUUCAUGUAUCUGGGAUAGGAGAUGACCUUUUUAUCCCGGAUAACAGUUCCCUAUCUGAGGCUAAGCUUAUGGGAGCAAGAACUACUUUUGCCCCUAUUUCGGCUUGCAGAGAGGACUUCUCACGGUUGAAGCUGACAUCAUUUGAUAAGUUGAUAGAGAGAACAUGCAGUUCAAUACAUAAUGUAAGGCUUUUCAGUGAACCAGAUCAUAAACCUUGGAAUUCUGGAGUGGCACCUGAUGCAGCUGAAAUACAACUCAAAAGUCCAAACUGGCUUUUUGGCCAGAGGAAGUAUGAGGAAAGUAACUGUGCACCCAAGGUGGCUUCACAGGAAACUGCAAAUGGAAGGUGUCAAGAUGAGAAGAGAGUAGAUGGCUUGUGUGACCUCAAGUGGCUUUCUUCUGGUGGUGAUGUCAAUGAAAAGGAUGUCUUUAAGAGGUAUUUCUCUUCAAAACCAUUAUUUGUGAAUCAUAUUCUAUGAAUAUGAUAUCUUUCCAAGUAUCCGUCUAUCUAAUCCCAAGGGGUUUGGCUUGGUGGGAGGAGAAGGCAACCAAAGGGCUUACCACCUAGGAGGUCGCAGGGUUGAAUCUCACGAAGGCCAAACAUCCCAAACCUUAGGUCCGCUGAAGGUUGGGGUGAUCGUUAACUUCAGGGUCCUGGGAUUAGUUGAGGUGCGCAUAAGCUGGUCCGGACACCUGGUUAUCAAAAAACAAAAAAAAGAAGUUAUCUAUCUAUCUAUAUAAAUCUAGUGGAUCUAAGUAUCUAAAUUGGGUACGGGUGUUUGACACAUAUCUUGGGCCCUUACCUUGGUCAUAUCCAAUGGGGGAAAUAGAAGAGUUUACGUAACACAAUCCACAGCUAAAGAUGCUGCAUCCAUAGCUCCCUUUGGCCUGUGGAAAUACUAGCCUUGUAUGCAUGUUAAUAAAUAUUAGAAAUAUAUGUAUUUGUAUGGUUGAAAGAAUCGCACACUUACAGAUAUUCGAACCAUUACAUGGGUGUAACUUUGCAGUUUAUUGUGAUUAUAUCAUGUGCUAUCCUAACACUCAUUCAUUGAUAUGAUGUCAAAUUUUGUCUGAAAUUUGUGUUGUAUAUCUGAGUGUAAUAUAUUGGUGAUUAGGGUUGCAAACGAAACGAGCCGAGCCGAGCCGAGCUUUGCUGAGCUCAAGCUCGGCUCGUUUACUUAUCAAGCUCGUUUAUUAAGCUCGAGCUUAGCUCGAUAAAGAACUGGGCUCGAGCUCGGCUCUUUUCGUUAAUUUUAAUAAAACUUGAGUUCAGCUCGGCUCGAUAAAUUUUUUUU